AUGUCCUAUCCUCAGGGUUACCUCUACCAGCCCCCGGGCUCUCUGGCUCUUUAUUCGUGUCCGGCUUACGGGGCCUCGGCUCUGGCUGCCCCGCGGAAUGAAGACUUGGCGAGGUCGUCAUCUGGCUCAGCCUUCAGCCCUUAUCCCGGAUCGGCUGCUUUCUCCGCCUCGGCUGGGGCAGGCUUCUCCAGCCCGCUGUCAUACUCCGCGGAUCCGACGACGGGAUUCCCAUCCUACAUGAGCUCUCCAUAUGACGCGCACACGACAGGCAUGGCUGGGGCGUUGAGUUACCACCCAUACGGGAGUCCAGGGUACCCCUACCAGCUCAACGACCCGGCUUACCGCAAAAACGCCACCAGGGACGCCACGGCCACCCUGAAGGCCUGGCUGCAGGAGCACAGGAAGAACCCGUACCCGACGAAAGGGGAGAAGAUUAUGCUGGCCAUCAUCACCAAGAUGACCCUGACGCAGGUCUCCACAUGGUUCGCCAACGCCAGGCGGAGGCUCAAGAAGGAGAACAAGAUGACCUGGGCGCCCAGGAAUAAGAGCGAGGACGAGGACGAGGAGGACGGGGACGGGGAGAGGAAAGAGGUGGAGCGCUCCGAAAAAGCCCUGGAUAACAGCGAGGCUUCAGCGGAGGAUGAAGGUAUCAGCUUGCACGUCGACACCCUGACGGACCACUCCUGCUCGGCAGAGUCUGACGGCGAGAAGGUCAGCUGCCGUGUGGAGGAGCUGGGUACCGACCAGGCCGGCGACAAACGCGACGCGGACGACGAAGAUCAGGGCCACGACCCGCGGGCGCAGCUCUCGCCCAAACCCGUCACCUCGUCGCCUCUCACGGGAGUAGAGGCGCCGGUUCUCAGCCAUCACCAACAACACCACCACCACCACCACCACCACCUCCAUCACCUCCACCAUCUCCACAGCCAGCGCGAGGAUUUGGCCCGGAGCCUCGUCAACAGCAACAGUAUCGGUACCAGUAAAUCGUCCUCAUGCCUCGACAGCAGAUCCUCCUCGGGGCCGCCUCAGAACCCUGCAGCCAAGCCCAAACUGUGGUCGCUGGCGGAGAUUGCUACCUCGGACCAAAAGCAGCAGCAUCAGCAGCAGCAGCAAGUGGGGCAGCCUGGGCAACCCAGCUGCCCCUCCUCCAGCGGUGGCCUCCUCACUCCCCCCACGCCUUCCACCACCUCCCCGGCUGCCAGUUCCCCCUCCCUCUACCCGGCCCCCUCCAUCCUCGGAAGACCUAUUUAUUACACGUCUCCCUUUUAUAGCAAUUACACAAACUAUGGCAACUUCAGCCCCCUGCAGGGCCAAGGGAUCCUGCGGUACACUAAUUCAUCCGGAGUGAGUCUGGCCGCCGCAGCCGCCGCCGCCGCCGCCGCCGCUGCUGCAAACGAGGGUCUCAGCUCCUCUCACCAGGCUGCGGAGGCGAGCACAAACCCCAAACACAGGCCAGACUCCCCCCUCGUUAAAAAUAACCCAAACCAGAUUGUUGUUGUUGAGCAGCAGCAGCAGCAACAUUUCAGAGCCGCAAAUUUAGAAGCCAAGAAAGGUACGUAA
Molecule: messenger RNA, 1560 nt
Organism: Chelmon rostratus (copperband butterflyfish)
Lineage: Eukaryota; Metazoa; Chordata; Actinopteri; Chaetodontiformes; Chaetodontidae
Gene: irx2a
Product: iroquois homeobox 2a
Exons: 3
Coding region: 1-1560 (519 amino acids)
Biological process (GO): cell development; regulation of transcription by RNA polymerase II; neuron differentiation
Cellular component (GO): nucleus
Molecular function (GO): RNA polymerase II cis-regulatory region sequence-specific DNA binding; DNA-binding transcription factor activity, RNA polymerase II-specific
Source: RefSeq, a predicted model, not a curated record